This is a messenger RNA of Solanum lycopersicum (tomato), 1907 nucleotides long. RefSeq names its product ethylene response factor H.14 (gene ERF-H14). Gene Ontology annotation, cellular component: nucleus. Gene Ontology annotation, biological process: positive regulation of DNA-templated transcription; response to stress. NCBI's taxonomy places the organism in Eukaryota, Viridiplantae, Streptophyta, Magnoliopsida, Solanales, Solanaceae. The record is from RefSeq and is a predicted model, not a curated record. Gene Ontology annotation, molecular function: transcription cis-regulatory region binding; DNA-binding transcription factor activity.
UUAUUUUCUCUGUUUUCUUUUCUGGAAAAAAAUUUUAACUCUCAAGAAAGUACUGGAACAUACCAAAAUCACAUAUAAGGAAGGAGGAGGAGAAAUUAGUGUAUUCGUGAAGCGGAAAACUUCAAAUAAUUGUUGAUUAAAGAGAUUGUCAAGUUUUGGAACUGUAUAAUUGUGAGAUAUAUGGCUGUGCUUGAUCGAACUUCAAAUAUGAUGUUACCUAUGGAUUAUACAAGGAAGAAGAAAUCAAGGAGUAGAAAAGAUGCACCAAAGAAUGUAGCGGAGACACUUGCGAAGUGGAAAGAGGUGAAUGAGAAAUUAGACGCGUGUGAUGAUGAUGGAAGGAAGCCAGUGCGUAAAGUUCCUGCUAAAGGAUCAAAGAAGGGAUGUAUGAAGGGUAAAGGAGGACCGGAUAACGGGCGGUGCAAGUAUAGAGGUGUCAGGCAAAGGACAUGGGGUAAAUGGGUUGCUGAGAUAAGGGAGCCACAUAGAGGGAGAAGGCUUUGGUUGGGUACGUUUGAUACGGCAAUUGAGGCUGCUCUUGCUUAUGAUGAAGCUGCAAGGGCGAUGUAUGGUCCUUGUGCAAGGCUGAAUCUCCCGGACUAUUACGCCUCGUCGAAAGAGUCUUCCAAGGAUGAUUCUUCGUUGCCUACUGUAUCUCGUUCCGACUCAAAUACAGCAUCAAGUUUCUCUGAGGUGUGCCCUGCUGGUGACAUGAUGAGAGGAAGAGCCAAUGUUCCUGCGGCAAGACAUGAAGAUAGAUCAAUAGAAAUUGACGGUGCUAGGACUGGUUCUAAUGAAAUUGGAACGCCUUUGAGCUCAUUGAGAGAGGAAGCGGAAGACGAGACCAAGGAGGUGUCAGAUAAAAGUGAGACUUUUACACCUCUGAGCUCGUUGAGAGAGCAAGCGGAAGAUGAGGCUAAGCAGGUGUUAGAUAAAAGUGAGACCUUUGAAAUUAAAGAUGAGCCUGCGGCUUGUAGUUAUGAUUCAUGGGAUAUCGGACAAGAGGACCUAGGUAACUUUUGUUUGGAUGAUGAGAUGUUUGAUGUAAAUGAGCUGUUAGGCAUGAUGGACUCGACUCCAGUAGAUGCCUCAGCUCCAAGUCAGGAUGUUGGUUUUGUUCCUCCUAAGCAAGAGCAGUAUGCCUAUGAUCCUUCAUAUCAAUUGCAUUCUGCUGCCUACGAUGCCAAUCAGUUGUCAAAUCCAGCAUACCAGUUGGACAAUGCCGAUGACCAGUUCUCAAAUCCAUUAUAUCAGUUGGAUAAUGCAGGUGUUGAUACAUUGGAAGGUCUGCAGCAAAUGGAGCAACAAUCACCUAUCGAGGUUGAUUAUGAUUUUGAUUUUCUGAGACCAGGCCGGCAAGAGGACUUCCACUUCUGCUUGGAUGAGUUGGAUGUCUUGGAUUUCUAAUGGAAUUGGGGAAUUUGGCAUGGUGAAUUUGGUAGACUUGGUGCAUUGGCAACAUGGCUUGGUAUAUGAUCUUGUUUGCUAUAUUGCAUACUGUAUGCAAUGACCAGAAACUUCUCAAAUUGUUAGUUCAAGCUGUUCCAGAAACUUCUCAAAUUGUUAGUUCAAGAGGUCUUUUCUCAGAUUUCGACGAGAAGGAAAAUACAUAGGAUACAUUAAAACAUGUUCUUUGAUUAUUUUGCUCUUUUGGUUUUGAGGAACCACGGUUCCUUUUGCUUUUGUACUAAUUACAGCUGAUUCUUGAUAAGUUUUUUGGAUGAGAGAACUUAGCUGUUACAGUUGAAUCAAAACAAACAUAAUUCUGUACAUUUCUUGAGAUGAGUUAGCUAACAGUUGCAAGGUUUUGGUUUGGUUUUCUGAAGUUGACAAUACAAUUUCAUUUUAUUUGCUUGUAGUUUGUCAUUUACUGAAAUGAAAUUCGUAGUUAUGCCUGUUUGGUUUUU